Molecule: messenger RNA, 270 nt
Organism: Racocetra persica
Lineage: Eukaryota; Fungi; Glomeromycota; Glomeromycetes; Diversisporales; Gigasporaceae
Source: the annotation of a GenBank genome assembly
CAAACUUAUUUUAGGCAACCAUCGCCUUCUCAACCUACCUCACGCACUCAAGGCAUUCAAGGCGAGGAUCUUUCGGCCAAAGUAUGGGAUAUAAGUAUUGAAGUAUAUAUUAGCGUUGUCAAAUACCUUUUCCCGCGUGUAAUAUAUUCCACCCAAGAUGAAAUAAAAGAGUCUCUUAAGGACUACUUGAACGAAAAGUUCCCUGAAUUCGUGGCAAACUUAAGUGCUAACGAUUUUGCAAACUGGUUCUAUGGUGUGUGGUGUUCUCAG